Antechinus flavipes (yellow-footed antechinus) is the source of this 1340-nucleotide messenger RNA. Its product is annotated as methyl-CpG-binding domain protein 2-like. The record is from RefSeq and is a predicted model, not a curated record. Gene Ontology annotation, molecular function: DNA binding. The coding region runs from base 1 to 888 and encodes 295 amino acids. Lineage: Eukaryota; Metazoa; Chordata; Mammalia; Dasyuromorphia; Dasyuridae. The transcript is spliced from 2 exons.
AUGUUGGUGGGAGGGGGCUUGGAAAAGCCCUGGAAGCCCCCACCCUUUCAGCCCCUUGUACCCAGAAAAGCCCCAGAAUCUGGAGUCAUCAAAUUCAGAAGAACAAAAACACCAACUCCUGAACGUGGGGCAAGAAUUACAAGAAGAACCAGAGCUGUUCGUGAGAAGGCUCCUUCCAGAGUUAAAGAAGAAGAGCCCUGUCCGAGUGGUAAGAAGUUCAGAAGCAAGCCUCAGUUGGCAAGGUACCUGGGAAAUAUUGUUGACCUUAGCAGUUUUGACUUUGGAACUGGAAAGAUGAGUCAAUUACAGAAAAAUAAACAGACACUAUGGAAUGAUCCUCUCAGUCAAAAUAAGGAUAAACCAGACUUGAAUACGACAUUGCCAAUUAGACAGACAACAUUGAUUUUCAAACAACCUGUAACUAAAGUCACGAACCAUCCUAGUAAUAAAGUAAAAUCAUAUCCUAAACGAAGGAAUGACAAACCACGGCAGCUUUUCUGGGAGAAGAGGCUACAAGGACUUAGCGCAUCAGAUGUAAAAGGACAAAUUAUAAAAUCUAUGGAACUUCCAAAAGGUCUUCAAGGGGUUGGCCCAGAUGAUAAUGACAAGACACUUUUAUUGGGUGUUGCCAGCGCUUUGCACACUAGCUCUGCACCAGUAAUAGGGCAAAUCUCUUUUGCUGUGGGAAAAAACCCUGCUGUUUGGCUUAAUACAUCUCAACCCCUUUGCAAAGCCUUUAUAGUUACAGAUGAAGAUAUUAGAAAACAGGAAGAACGAGUACAACAGGUGCGUAAGAAAUUGGAAGAGGCACUUAUGGCAGACAUCUUAUCACAAGCUGCUGAUACAGAAGAGAUGGAUAUUCAAAUGGACAAUGGAGAUGAAGCAUGAGAAUAUGAUCAGGUACUUUCCAUGGACUUUCCCCAAAAAGCAAAUUCCUAGAAGUUGAACAUAAAUGUUUCCACUGGGUUUUGCUUAUAAGAAGAACUGGACCCAUGCACUUAUACAGCUUUUUAAUAGCAUUAAUCAAUGCAUUUUUAGACAUAUUUUGAUAUAUAUGUCUAUUAUUCAAAAAUUGAUCUUUAUUUUGAGUCCUAGGACUUAUGGACAUGUGUAAAUUCUCAGGUUGAUUCAUGUUAUUUGUUACAUUACUACUAGCCUGUGUUGUAUUACUAUGUGCUUAUGUAUUUUAUGUGAUUGCAAGAAUCAUUGGAUUUCUUGGGAUGAAAAAUUGUUGAUGAGACUAUUGCAGUACUUAAAUUUUCAUGUUGAUUCAUGUUAUUUGUUACAUUACUACUAGCCUGUGUUAUAUUGCUAUGUGCUUAAAUAAAUUAUGUGUAAUG